CGAGUACGAAAAUUCACUAUCUCCGAUGAAGAUUUAGAACCUGCUGGGCAUGUGCCUGCAUAUGCUUGUUUGGCUACAUCGCUCGUUAGCAAUCACUGCCCUUGCAUUGCAGAUGGCACGUCACCAGUUUGCGGGUUCCGGUUUUCGGGUGCAAGAUUGCAUUUUGCUGUUGUGCCUAAGAUCGUUUCAGCCUCGCCCGGCGGACCUACAAUCUAUCCCAAAGUGCAUCACUAAAUGCACCAACAGCCCCGCAUUUGAAGUAUGUCGCCAUUGGUCCCCAUCACAUCAUACGUGCCAAUGGUGAGGUUUCACAGCCCCCAGCAUAACACCUAACAGAGACAGCGCCCACAUGAGUCAAAGCAUGCAAUUGGAUACGUUUGCAGGCGCAAACUCCUGCCAUGGUGCGGCGUGUGCGGCGUGCACUGUUUGGCUAGCACCAUCGUCAUACUGAGGUGACACCUCAGGUCGGAACCACCCGUUGCAGAA
Suillus clintonianus is the source of this 486-nucleotide messenger RNA. RefSeq lists its product as uncharacterized. Lineage: Eukaryota; Fungi; Basidiomycota; Agaricomycetes; Boletales; Suillaceae. The record is from RefSeq and is a predicted model, not a curated record. The transcript has a single exon. Bases 50 to 304 code for a protein of 84 amino acids.